This is a messenger RNA of Gymnodraco acuticeps, 9727 nucleotides long. RefSeq names its product thyroid hormone receptor alpha b (gene thrab). The coding region runs from base 882 to 2168 and encodes 428 amino acids. NCBI's taxonomy places the organism in Eukaryota, Metazoa, Chordata, Actinopteri, Perciformes, Bathydraconidae. The record is from RefSeq and is a predicted model, not a curated record. Gene Ontology annotation, biological process: retinoic acid receptor signaling pathway; negative regulation of transcription by RNA polymerase II; cell differentiation. The transcript has 12 exons. Gene Ontology annotation, molecular function: zinc ion binding; RNA polymerase II cis-regulatory region sequence-specific DNA binding; nuclear receptor activity.
CAAGUUUGUGUUUUACAGUGGUGGUCCUGUAGAGAGCGGUAGAUAGUUUUAAUAAGUGGUAACCCCAGCAGAGCUCCCCUUACUGUACAGUACAUAAGCAGAGGGAGGAGCGACCAUGUAGUAUUUCUUUUUUUUGUGCUCUUUCCCUCCUGUCGCUGCAGCCCAUCCAAACGCUACUGAAAGGCCACCAGAAAAAGGGGGGAACAAACUACAAAUUUUCAUGCAAAAGCUUUGUCGGAAGGAAGACACGGACCUGUGUGAGGAGGGGGAUACUUCUGGCACUACGAGGCGUAGCAGCUUAGCUGAGGACCGGGCUUCGGAGUGAGGGGAGACGUGUAGCCGCUCUGCGCUGCCGCUACACUUGUAAUGCACAAACCGGAGGAGCCCCUCUGACUUUCUCCCGCUUCAUUUCCGCCUAAUGCCCCCAAUAUCCAACCCGAACUGGUUGUCCAGACCGCGUGGGGGUAACCGACGAGUUCCCUGAGAGCUACGUUUGGAUGAAAGCUGGGAUGAAAUGUAAAGAAACAACGGCAGAGUAAAGACGACUGACCACCAAGGGGCGGAGACGAGGCGGACCACACAACGCAGGAGACCUGGGGAAAUCAUUAACCGCACACAAAAACACACUAUGACUGAUUGGAUCUCGCUCCACCCCCCGACUCCCUGAGACUGACACCCACACCGAGCCACACCGUACCGACCUCAAAUCGUUUUCCUCUGGAGACCCCCCCGGCCAUCCUCCCCAAAAAGAAACACCCAGGGACGGGACCCUGUCAUGUUUCACUGAGGGUCCCCUCCCACCUGGCGAAUGACAAGUGUGCAUUCGAGGGCGGGGCUUGCCUCAGUCUCUCAUGAUUGGCUGCUGGAUGGAAUUAAGGUGAAUGGAACACGUGCCCAAGGAGCAGGACCCUAACCCAUCAGAGGGAGAAGAGAAACGGUGGUUCAAUGGCCCGAAAAGGAAGAGAAAGAACAGCCAAUGUUCGUUGAAGAGUAUGACUGCACGUUGUCUGAGUGACAGCUCCAAAUCCCCCGAGCUGAAAGAAGCGAAUAAAGACGGGUACAUCCCCAGCUACCUCGAAAAGGAUGAGCCGUGUGUGGUUUGUGGCGACAAGGCCACAGGCUACCACUACCGCUGCAUUACCUGCGAGGGCUGCAAGGGCUUCUUCCGUAGGACCAUUCAGAAGAACCUCCACCCCAGCUACUCCUGUAAGUACGAUGGCUGCUGCAUCAUCGACAAGAUCACCCGCAACCAGUGUCAGCUGUGCCGCUUCAAGAAGUGCAUUGCAGUGGGCAUGGCCAUGGACUUGGUGCUGGAUGACUCGAAGCGGGUGGCUAAACGGCGUCUGAUUGAAGAGAACAGGGAGCGACGCAAGAAGGAGGAAAUGGUGAAAACCCUCCAAAACCGUCCAGAGCCCACUGACAGCGAGUGGGAGGUGAUCCACCUGGUGACGGAGGCCCACCGGCACACCAACGCUCAGGGCGCACAGUGGAAACAGAAGCGCAAAUUCCUGCCAGAGAAAAUCGGCCAGUCCCCGGUUACUCCCACGUCAGACGGAGACAAGGUGGACCUGGAGGCCUUCAGCGAGUUCACCAAGAUCAUCACUCCUGCCAUCACCCGUGUCGUCGACUUUGCCAAAAAACUGCCCAUGUUCUCUGACCUACCGUGUGAAGACCAGAUCAUCCUGUUGAAGGGCUGCUGCAUGGAGAUCAUGUCGCUGCGAGCCGCCAUCCGCUACGACCCCGAGAGUGAGACGCUGACGCUGAGUGGGGAGAUGGCCGUGAAGCGGGAGCAGCUGAAGAACGGCGGGCUGGGCGUGGUGUCGGACGCCAUCUUCGAUCUGGGCAAGAGCCUGGCGCAGUUCAACCUCGACGACACAGAGGUGGCGCUGCUACAGGCCGUGCUGCUCAUGAGCUCAGAUCGCUCUGGCCUGACCUGCAUGGACAAGAUCGAGAAGUGCCAGGAGACCUACCUGCUGGCGUUUGAGCACUACAUCAACUACCGCAAGCACAACAUUCCUCACUUCUGGCCGAAGCUCCUAAUGAAGGUGACCGACCUGCGGAUGAUCGGGGCGUGCCACGCCAGCCGCUUCCUUCACAUGAAGGUGGAGUGUCCCAAUGAACUCUUCCCCCCACUCUUCCUGGAGGUCUUCGAGGACCAGGAGGUGUGAAACACAAUUCCCACCACGCAAAGGGAAGAGGAAGUUGGAGCAAAUUGGGAGAUGGAAGGGCCAUCGUUUUUACAGGGAAAGGAAGAAGGAAGAGUCCUCUCGGCAGGAAUUUGCAUUCCUCCGACAUUGCAUUUACAGAUGUGGUUUAAAAACUGGAACCAACCAACACACAAACAACACACCAGCAACAGGAGAGUCGAGCAAACAGAGGAUUUUUUGUUUUCGACAGCCCUCUCCUCCACCUAAUUCUCCUCCUUUUACCUACCCCUGUUUCAAAAUCCGUGUGGGGGCCCUUCUGUCUGAGCAUGAUGUCUUAUUUAGUAAGAGUUGUAUCCAUUUGCCAAGACACUUGCACGCACACACAUGCACAUACACACACAGCCACAGCCUGUUCCACCUCAGUUCUUCGAGCAGCGCUCUUUUCGGGGGUCUGUUCCCCCUCUCGUGUUCUUUUUUGUAACGGUCACCGAUUUACACACCUUUUAAAGCCCAUGUUUCCAGCUGCCAUGCUGGCCAGCACCUCUCAGUAUUAUUUCUGAAUAAGUGUUAAGUCAGUAAUUCAGAAAAUAUGGACAACGGUGACAUUGAUAUUGAUGCUCACAGUCAUGCAGGCACAUGCAAUCAGCAAACACUGCACAGUGAAAUUUCAGCGGAUGCUUUAAGCAUUACUUUGGUGUGAAAUGGCUGCUGUAUAGCAGAGCUACCAGACUUAGUCUUUAUCGAUUCCUCAACUCAAUCUGAGCCGUUACAGCUGUUUCUGGGUAUCUUAUUCGAUCCCAGUGAUACCGGUGCUAUAUUUAUAAAAGGCUACUCCAGUUUUAUGAAAUUGUGUUGUCUGCCUUUGAAAAGUAAUGUGCAGAACAUGGCUCCAUAUCUACUUUCAUUUUUUGUCAUUGGACCGGCUCCUGUGACAUACACACACACACACACACACACACACACACACACACACACACACACACACACACACACACACUCACACAUUUGAGCAGAUUUGCCUUGUCAUUGCCCGAGCUGCUUGUGUAAGAGCCCUACUGGCUUUUUAAUGAAAGUUAAACCAUUCUCUCUCCAAGGAGUUACUGCAUUGAAAUAAAGAAAGGAAGAAAAAAGAAAGGAAGGAUGUGAGAGGAGGGAGGAGAAGAGAUGGAGAGAGGAAUCCAGAUUUAAUUGCUGGACUGUAGAGUCAGAGCCAGGGUCAGGAGUAAAUCUCCCACACACAGCCUCCAAGGAGGUUUUCAAUAGCAGCAACUACCAGUGAGGCAGCAAAGCUCAACUCGACAAACACACACACACACACACACACACUCUUUUUCUCUCUCUGUAUUUUUCUCACACAGACACACAUUAACAUGAAAACACACAUCACCUCAGAGUAACAUGAAUGCCUCAUUUUACUGUAUGCACUGUACGUCAGUGUCAAUAUACAGCCCUAACCUGCAGGGUUUGUUCAGAGUCCCCUCCUCACGGACUCAGCUCAGUGUGGCCCCUCCAGGCUUCCAUACACAUUUGCCUUGUUUUACCAUGGGCAUCACUGAGUGCAGGCAAAUGCCAAGAAGGCUACCAUUUACCUCAAAGUGGAUACACCCCCAGGCUGGGGCGGCACUAAUGCCCCUGUGGUGUCAGGCACUACCUCACCUCUGUGGACACGGGGCGGCUACACACAGACAUACACCAUUCGAGUUGGCGCAUGUGUAGGCUAACACAGAAAUGUGCAUAAUAUUUACGUCGGUGCACACUUGUAGUCAGGAAAUGACAAAACACUCAUAGACACACACACACACACAUCCUCAGUUCUAUCACUUGGUUGAAAUGAAAUACCAUUGAAGACAGGAGGGCCAGCCAUCCCCCCGGAUGGUUCUACCGACUCCAGGGAAUGGUACCGAUUACAUUCGGGUUAUCUCUUUUCGUUAUAUGGGACCAAAUGUCGUCUUUUGAAAUUUGGAUUUACCCAGUUUCUGUCAGAACAGAAGCCGACUCACAGGAGCGACGAAGGACACUGUAGAUGUGCAGCCCAGCUGACACCCAUUUGCGCAAGUAGCAAGAGGAUAGAUAACAGAGUACCUAGAACCCGCAUCGGCCACGCCCGUUGAAUUAGCAUGCAGAGAAAGGGCUGUUUGCUUCUGCAUUAUGGCUAUCUUCCAUAGUACACUCAUGAUGGCUGUCCUUGGACCUUGAUAAAUAUUUUCUCUGAAAUAAGCUUUCUUUGAUGCAUGGACAGUGCAUUAGACGUAAAAAGGUAGAAUGUUCUAAACCGAAAUGAAGCUUCUUAAACUGAAAAGCUCUUUUAGUCUCAUGCACUUUACCAAUGCUCACCACUAUAACGGUAAUAUCUCACGGCAAUUAUAUCCAUGGCAAAUAUCAUAGUGUACUAGCCAAAGGACCAUUCACCAAUGUUGAUUGAUUAGAUCAAAGCCCACUCUGUUCAUUCCAAUUCUGGGGCCAUGCCAAACCUAACUGGGUUUACCACUCAUACAAGAAGAGAAUGAAAGAAAAGAGAGACUAAGAAAAUCUAUUUUAUACUCAACGCCAAACAGUACUUCAUACUUGGCACUUGUACAGGAUGGCUAAUCUGCACCCCUCGGGAGUACCCAAGCAGAGCAACAUGUGGCAGGAAUCAUGGGUAAUCGUCACAAAUGGCCAUGCCUCACUGCUUCGACGUCUAGAGCAACGCUGGGAGGCGAGAGGAACUGGAACGCCACCUUUGGGCAAAAUUGUGGAGCCUGGUCUGACUCCCAGAAGAAUCCCCUUCACAAGCAUUAUCCUCACUUUUAGAGAUCCAUCCCAUGCCCUGCCUUACCCUAAUCUAGGCUAUGUCCUUUCUGGAGCCUAGCUUUGACUAAAUUGCACCCCUACCAACAUUAUAACAGCCCCCACCUAGCCUGGCUGGUGGGAGCUUUUGCACUACUGCAGCGGCCCCCUACUCAUCAAACCAACACCUCUUGUUGGAUUCCCCAUUUGCGUCCCUCACCAAAACUCCCGUCAUUUAGGGUGCGUUUGGUGCGGGACACUCCUUACGAAGGUGAGUUUUGGUGGCUCUGUGUAACAGACGCUGGCCGUUGAAGUGGGCUCAGUCCCAAACCUGACCCGUUGUCAGUAUUAGACCCACAGCACAUGACCCUCACCCUUAAAUCAUCCCAACCAGGGGCGUAAAGAGAUCCCUGCGUAGGAGGGCUGUGCACAGUAGCACUUAUUAAUUCUCCUUGUAGUGUCCAUUUCCCGAUUAUCCUUCCUAUAGAGUCAGCCCAGUGACAUUUCAAAUUCAGAGCCCUCCCUUCAAUCAUCUUCUCUCCCUCUCUCCUCUUCACGAAGCACCCUAGCUAUCAUACCCACCCACCGCCGAGUGGGAUGCGCCCAGUUUGGCCCAGAAUCAUUGACACCAAACGGCAUCCAGGCCACUUCCUUGUGAGACAAGGCUGGCCAUAUCUGCCCUUUAGUGUGGCGCCACCGAAUGAAUGUGAAAGGCAAAGCAGCAGCGAUGGGAACGAGAGACUUGAACGCGAGAUUGUGAGGAUGCGAGAGGAGAAAGCGCCGAACAGGAAACACAAAGCUGAGGGUCCCGACCCUCACUGCCAUCAUUGACAUGGGUGACAGAGGGUGAUGUGGUCGGACGAUGCUAACAAACACUCGGAGGAAGGGGAGACGGCAGUGUUGGAAUAUGUAGCGUCUCCCCUUUCAGUUCCCACAACGACCACAUAUGAGCCCCUGCUCCCAUGCCAGCUGAAAACCCCAAAUGUCCCCCUCAGCUCCCUCCAAAAGGAUAACCCCCACCUGUCAUGUAGUGAGGAUCAGAACGUGAUCGCUCAUUCCAGAGAUGCAGGUUUGGAAUUCCGACACAUCUUUGUAAAAGAACUGAAAAAGAGAACCCUAUUGAUGUCCUUUGUUCUCGUGAGCUGACUGGAUAUGUGUGUGUGACAGUAGGGGUUAUAAUGCUGCUUUACCUUCUGAGUCUGAUUUAGAUUAAGAAAAAAAGAUAUAUGAAAUGAUUAUAAAUACACAAAACACAAUGAAAAGAGAUGACUUUUUAAAAAAAAGACUCAUGAACAAAAUUAUUGGAGAAUUUUUCAUUUUAUCAUUGUUUUCUUAUUUUUCUGUUUGUUUUUUGACGCUUAAACGGCUCUGUGUAAAAAAGGUAAAAAAACAGCUCUAGUCACUUUUUGACCAUGCGUGCAGUGUAACAUAGAACAUAUUUCACUUCUUUUUCACAUCUAUACUUUGUGUUGAUAAGCCAACUGAUCUAUUUGUCUGUGUGUCUGUCCAGUUGUCCGUCCCCUUUUAUCAGGAGGAAUUUACAACCAACAAAACAGGAAUUUCUUUUUUAUAUUUUUCUUUUUUUAUGAAAUACAACUUUGGAGAAAAAAAAACACAAACAGGAAAAAUAUUGCAACAGAAAAUGAAAAUACAAAAAAAAAAAAAAAUCUUGUCGUACCUCACACAACACAAAACUCAAAGGAACUUGGGAGGAGUCAUAUUUUGCAGGCACAUGUGAAAGUUCAGAGAUGCAUAUAUAGAUUUAAAAAAAAAAAGGUAUAUGUUAAGAUAAUAUGUACUUGUGUGCACGCAUCAGUAGAAGUUACAAAAUGACUCUUCCCUCAAGCUUUUGUGCUCUACCUUAUUUGGUUGUGAGGCGUUAGAUACCAUCAGCUAACGUGUAGUUCUCCAACUUAAAAAGGCACAGUCUUUAGACGGUAAACUUAAAAAUGUGAAUAGCCCAGAGACUGAGGGACUAAGACUUUUGUAAUGGCUGAGAGUUUUAUGGUAUUGAAUGUAGCUGACAGGAGGGGGCUGGACCUGAGCCCGGCACCCACAACCCAACUUCCACACACCAGCAGAAACUAUAUUGGUGUCACAUAGACGUUACCAACCUACAACAAAACUGAAAAUAUAUAUUGCCCAUCUGCAAGGUGCAAUCCUAUGUUGUGUAUUUUUGUAUGUUUUCUGUUUUUGAUUUUAUUUUUGUUUUUAUUCACCUUUUAUUGUUGGCCAUAACCAAGGAUGUAAAUACAAAAACAUACAACACUCGAGAUUUAUUGCAACAAAGUACAUUUAACCUCUCCAUCCCGCUCCAAUGUAAGAGGGGGGGGAAAGCAAAGUGAUGUGUAAUGCUUCAUACGUUAUUGUGUGUGAUUGGUGUGUGUGUGUGUGUGUGUGUGUGUGUGUGUGUGUGUGUGUGUGUGUGUGUGUGUGUGUGUGUGUGUGUGUGUGUGUGUGUGUGUGUGUGUGUGUGUGUGUGUGUGUGUGUGUGUGUGUCUGUGUCUGUGUGUGUGUGCACUCUCUCACAUGUGCAUGCUGAUCCAUAUUCAGAAGUGCCCUGUGACAUUAAUCAUGAACCCUGUGCCUCCUGUUAUUUGCAAAGAGAGAGAUUCGUGCCCCUCAUAUUCUCACAAUGACACCACACAUGAAUGCCUAUAGUUAUGUGUGUGUGUAUGUGUGUGUUCACCUAUGGAAUCAGUUCUUCCAAACUCUUGAUGUGAGUGUUGCCAGCAGCCACAGUGGCUAAAGUUCUGCAGGGCGGUGAGGUGGUUUGAUGAGUAAGGUGGGAGAGGCAGAUAAAUAGAACAUAAGCAGGUCAAUAUUGAAGUGAAUAUCAGCUAACGUGGCUGCAAAACACACACAUCAAGGUUGGAAACCGCCAACAUGGAUUUCCCCAUUCGUCCACCAUCCCAUUGCCUCCCAGAAGCCAGCCUAAAAAACUCUUGCUCAGUUUGUGAUACAAGGUGGUCAUAAACCUGAACCAGGGACUAUUAGAGGUUCCAUUUGUAGUUGUCAUUUCAUGUGUCUUUCUUAAAAUCCAGAUUCAAUACGUUUUUAUUAACACUAAGCAACAUAUAUGCAUCUCUUAUUGGACGGUCUUUGUUUACGCGGGCUAUAUGCAAUUUGGAUCUGAAGCUCCUCAAAACAUGAGAAGCUCUAGAAGCUUCAUAUAUCUACAGCUUUAGUUACACUUAAGAGGCGUGAAAAUUACAGAGCAUUCAGACUUCUCCACAUCUGGCAAGAAUGCAUCUGAAUACUCUUCUCGCACGCAUUCAAAUUUCAAUCCUCUGAUAUGCAUUUCUACUGCAGUCCAAUAACGGUCCACUCUGCCCGAGACACAGGAAGUGUAAAUGGAGUCUUAGCUGGUGAUGAAAGUUUGAACUCUAGCACCAUAUAUGGUUUUCAUUUCUUACUGGCAUAAGCUGAAAGUCAUUUGGUCUCUGAUGACACCCAGAUUGCGUUAGCGUCACCACAACAUGCAGAGAUUCAAGGCUGGCUCUGCAGGGGCAAACUCAUCCCAUCCAUAAAUAUUAUGAUCCUGAUUUAUUCUCACAUGUUGACAUGUUGGACAAGGGUGGAGAUUUUCUGUAAUGUUUUUUGGUUUCAUGGUUGUGUUUGGUCCCCCCCUAUGCCAAAUGUAGAGUUUGUGAAGAUACGCAAGUAGCAAGAUGUCUAUGCAAUUUCCCUCCUGCUCCCUCCCACAGACAAGCUCAACGUAACAACAGCGAGCCAGCCUUGCUUGUAAAAUUCGGCCUGGCUUGAAUUCCAGAUGUUCUGGACAUCUCGCUACUUAUAUCAGCGGGGGUCUGGACUACCUUGGUGAGCUGGCCUUUAGCCCAGCUGACUGUCUCUCUCCACGGUAGUCCGGGUCUCAGAAAACAAGUAGGAGGGGUACUGGGGAUGUUGUGGAGAAAAAGGAUUCUACGAGAUGUGCUGUUUAUUUGUAAAAUGCUCAGAAAGUGGUGUGUGUGCAUUUAUGUGUGUGUUGUUUGGAAGUUUGGGUACGUCUUUUUGAUGCGAUGCUCUCGUCGUUGGGUGGGUCCAACGUUAAGGCCACGAAUUACAAGAUUUAGAAAAUCCCCUUAACUCACUUGUCUGCAAUAUGUGUGUAAAGCUUUAAUUGUUUCUAUCCUGCGACCAACUUAAUGUAAUGAUAAAGAGUGGGUGUUUGAUGUCUAUCAAUGGGAAACAUAGCAUAGCUAAGUUUACCUAACCUAUUCCUCUACUUUUUAGACAUGAGGAAAGGAUUUGACCUGAUUUGUAAAUGAAGAAAAAAUGAUAAACAUCUACAACCUCAACCCCGUUGAACAUGAGCACUUAACUAAAAUGCACUUUGAAUGGCCCAAACCAAUCCACGAGACGUGGAAGAAUCUUUGGUGAUAAUAAUUGUGCUGACAGGGGAAAAAAGUUAAAUUGCACCAAAGCCAAAUGCCUUUUGUACCAUUAAUUGUUUUUCAAAUGAGUUUAACCCGAACAUUUGAGUUUCAGCCUUUAGGCACCUAAUGACUAAUUACAAAGUUUACGAUUCUUUUUGUAUUGAAGUGCAAUAAGUGAGUGAGUGAACCUUUUGGCGUAGUUCUUGUCUCAGCAGAUCUUUUUUAUGAUUGUGGGAAAAUAGUAAUCUCAUGAUUGAUUCUAAAAUGUUCCCACCCAUGAGAGCAUCAGCUUAGACCCGCUCCACACACACAAACAUGCACACACACACACACACAGACCACUUUGUGUGACUGGGUAAAGGAAGCUAUUGAAGGAUUCUCUCAGGUAAAAGAACAUUUUCUAAUAAAUGAUGAUGAACCUUAGAUGAAAAA